Orbicella faveolata is the source of this 5670-nucleotide messenger RNA. RefSeq lists its product as uncharacterized. Gene Ontology annotation, molecular function: protein binding. Lineage: Eukaryota; Metazoa; Cnidaria; Anthozoa; Scleractinia; Merulinidae. The record is from RefSeq and is a predicted model, not a curated record.
UUUUUUUUUUUUUUACAUGAUGGACGAAAUUCCUGCCAUUUUUUUAAAAAUUGGAGCCUGGCGGCGCGCGGCCAGAACUCGCGCAUGCUAAUUGCGUUUUCCCUCUCUGAAAUAUACACGUGGUUCAAUCGAGUUCGACUGAGAAUCACAUGAGAACACAAGAAUUCAGUACAGCUUCUCGAUCUAGCAUAAAUUCAUGUUUUUCUAUGAAAGUUCCCCUCCCCAUUGAAAGGCAGUUUUCUUUUCUUCUGUUCUGUUCUCUUUUCUUUCCUUUUCUUUGCUAUUGUUUGUUUCUUUAAUUUUUAAAUAAUUGUUAAUAAUAUUGUAUUUUACCUGUGUCCACAAUUAGUGCCGUUGGCGCUAGAACGACCAGACACUUCAAUAAAGGAUAUGUGUGUUCCUCUCUCUCUCUUUCUCUCUGUUACUAUUCUAAUAGAUCGAAAUUGGCCUACUCUAAAUCCGUCCGUGCAAUCUAUCUCUGACCAUGUAUGCUUGUAAAUGCUUAGUUCUCGACUGCGUUACCUUACACUCCGCAUUAUGUUGAAGAUCAAUUGCAGAAUAGUGUAAAUGACUUGCAAAUUUUGUGGGACUAGACUGCAAACAAUUUCUUCGUAUUUUGUCUCGUUUUUCUCUUCAAAUGUUAACAUAAAACGUGCGAUUUGGGAGGCGUCAUAAAGCGCCCAUAAACGUGCGCCUCAACCUUAUGCGCUCUGCGUCUCGCGCCAGUCUUGCUCGCAAUUUUCACGCUAAUCCGCUUUGCCUGACGAACCCCAAGAUGUUCUGCAGUCUGUUAUGCUUUAGGUCAUCUUUAAGGCUUUUAAUUUCCCCCAACAGGGGAAUUGUCAGGCAGGGUGGAAUUGAUUAAUCCAUUGGUGGAAUUAACCCAGCCUUCAGUGUUCCUAACUACAGAUUGCGUUCAAAAUUUUACUAGGCAGAAUUUUGUACAUUAAAUUAAAAGUAACGAAUGUUUGUUCUUGAAUUGUAUCCACCAAAGUUUUUCUGUAUAUUCAAAAUACUUAAAAUUACUUAAAUACCUGCAGUAUUGUCUAUGUACAUGUAAACGCUUUCCGCUGGGCAUCUUGGUUCAACAAUGAUCCUCCAAUAACCGUUUUUCUUUUGUCCAAUAAUCUCUAUUAUGAAAAGCCUGCUGCCUAAAGAGCUCAGAGUUCUAUUUCAAUCUUCUGUCUUAUCCGUUUGAAAUUUUUCAUGCGUUCCGCAAAUUUGCUUUUCGAGUUUUCUGAAGAUACGAGUUCAAAGUAACGAGCAUCACUUCGAAAAUCUUUCAUUUUUCCGACAGCCGAGGUCUUUACAAGCAACAUGUCAAAGGGUGUACUUCGCGCAUAAUACAUCAUGUAAGCGGGUAACUAAAUAUUUCCCAAAUUUUCAUUGUGAAUCAUUGCGUGAGGUAAUGUACCUAAGUCAAUAUUUUCAAACCUCCCCUCAGGCAAUCCAAAAAAACGGAACCGAAAGUGCUGUGCCAUUGCCAUGAAAACAGUGAAACAGUGGAAAACUGGUCAGUUCACGAAAUUUGUGUACAGCAUCUGGUAGGUAGUUAAUAAUUGAGUUCAAUCAAGACCUGAAGCAAGGUGUAUGCCUUGUAAGUCUGCAUAAAUACAACAAUCAAUAGAUGUCAAUAAAGCCCAUUUCUAAUUGACCCUUUUGUUCCGAAGGCUUGCUAAUAAUGUGAGCUGGAAUCCGUGUAUUGUCGAAUUUUUGACGGCUUUUGUACUUUUUUAUUGGCUUGGCCGUCAGAAACACGCUUAGUCUUUGACUGCACAAAAUUUGGAGCUCCUCCAUGCGUUAAGAAUGUCAGAUUAUGAUCUUCUUUUCGCCUGAAUUUUAAGAAGCAAAACAAACAACUUGUAAAACUUUUCACAUCCAAAAAGCGUCGAAUGAGUUAUUACCCUUAAGCGGAAACACCAGUUUGUGUGAACGUACUAAAACACCUAACACAAUACGCAAUAAAGCUGUUUUCAUUGUUAAACAUUUCAGGCUCCUUUCUUCGUAUACCAAAUUUGCAUUUCUUGCUUGGGCAACAAAGCUCCACAAAUUUGCGUAAAUCCGGCGCUAUUGGUCAGCAAUGUGUGUUAAUUAUUUAAGCUGUUAAUUGCACCACUUUCGGCUUAUGAAUGUCUCACGUCACAAAGGCAAGCUUCAAUGCACUUCAAUGAAAUAUUAAUGUUUUAAAGCAUUUUAAGUUGUUGCUUCCUAGCGAUGAAACUCUAUCUCGUUUACAGUCGUUUGUCCGCUCGGGAAUCGCAUAUUCACGACGACUACGGUGUUUAUUUUUAAAAAAUAACGAGACCAUGAGAGUUUUCGUGCUGUUUGAUGGCACAAGAUACCUACUAGACGUAGAAGUUGGCCAGACUGUAAGCGAUAUAAAGAGCAUCCUUCGUAAGAAACUCGAUUUGGACACGGUACAGAACGAAGAUGGCGAGAACGAUAUGCUUAUGGCGAUCAACUACGCCGGAUCAAACAUGGAAGACGACUGGAUUUUUACGGAUAUCAGCAUUCCACCUGGCGCGACGCUUCGAUGUGAACUGCAAGAAAACGUUAAAACGUACCUCAAUGUGAUUUGUUCGCAUUCGAACGAAACGCUUAGAUUUACAGAAUGGUUUGACGUGUGGGAGACGACAGUUGGUACUCUAAAAACGAUGAUCACAGAAAAAACAGGAUUACACGUCAGUGUUUUCCGUCUCGUGUCCGCCGAAGGGAAAGAGAUGUAUGACUGUCAUCCGUUGAAGAAAUAUUCCAUCGAUUACGGAGACACGGUCCGUUUGGAAACGUGGAAUGGCUGGAGCGCGUUUCUGCAAUCCUCAACGUUGGGUCAACUCACCCCAACCAUGAAACACAUGGUAAGCAUACACGAUGACCCGCUAGUGUUUAAGUAUCAACUUCGCGUCGCGUUGUUCAUCGCGGCUCAUUUCAACUACACUCAACUCGCUGCUCAGUUGAUCAAAAGCGGUGCGCGCUGCGACGAGCCCGUCGGCGAGCAUCCAGUACGAGAGUGGUGUAACAAGGACGCCGUACACCCCGAUCACUUCAAAACCCCAGCUCACGAGGCAGCCCAGCACGGCAGCCUCAACUGCUUGCAGAAGUUCAUUCAUCAUAACUACGCCUGCAUCCUCGCCAAGGACGGCAACGGUCUGACACCGUGUAAUAUCGCACGCAGGUACAAGAAAACCGAGUGUUUUAAGCUGCUUAUUGCCGAGCAGUUUCGCUCUCGAAGCACGUCCGGUCUCACACUGGGUAUAUAUUGGCGUGUUAGGAAAUGGUGUGAGCGCGCAAGAGAUCGAGCUAUCGUCUUUCACAAGCAUUCACCCAACCCGCUUCUUCUAGCAAUGGAAAACAGAACUUAUAGGAAUGCAGUGGUUGGGCAAAAGGUACAAAUUGAUGGCUUCGGAGAAAAUAUGCAGGCUGGCACCUCGAAAUUACAGCUUUCGUUGGCACUUAAAAGUGUGAAAAACAAACCGCCGACAGGUGCAGCUCUGACUUCAGCACAGGAAGAUAAAUAUGGUAAUUCAGUAACGGGAAGCGGUGAGAUUCAGGGUUUAAAUAAAAAUGGCGAAAAAGACGACAAAGCUGAUUCGGGGAACUGUUCAAGUGAAUCGAAUGAGGAAGCGAACAACGACAAGUCGACUUGUACUAACUGCUUGCUUCCGUCUGUUUCGAAACAACGUUACCAUGGCGAAAUAUCGAAACUUGAAACCACCAUGAGGGACAAGUUGCAAAUUAAGAAUGCGAAUCGAGAGCAACGUAGCGCGUUUACGAACCAGUACAAAGCAUACAGGUGGAAGGAGCCUUCAGACAAAGGCGAAGAAGAAAUCUUGUGUUUUUGCCAGUCGCACAAAGAAAAACAAACGAGCGGCGAAUCGCGAAAAGAACUUCGCGAGAGUAUGCCACUGAUUUCAACAAACACCAGCUUGGUUGGUGUAAACAAAAGCGACAAAAAUAUAGAUAUUCAAAUUUCCGAUGAUUUUCAGAGUUCGAAUAAACGUGACUUUUUUGUCACGCAAGAAGUCGCGGUGAGUUCGGAAAGGCGAGGCAACAAACCUGAAAACACGAAAAGGGAGGAAACAAAUAACGCAGAGAAUAAAACCACUGACAAGAUACCACCAAUUAAACCUCGAGGAGAUGAUUCGAGUGUCAAUCACUUGAGAACAGACGAUUAUGUUAAAACAAAAUCAAAAUCCGCCAAGAGUUCAAAAAGCGACGGAGCCCUGGUCUAUAAACAACGCCGAAGAACCCGUUCCCUUUACACAACGAAACGUCUUCACAGCGCCAAUCAGCGCCGUAGAGCUGCGUCCAGCGAGGAUUUGAGCCUGCAGUCAACCCGCUUGUACAGCAGUGUCACUGGACAAGACAUGCACGAGGCAGCGAAAGAAAGCAUGGGUGUUGCAAUGACUUUCAGGAAGAAACGCUGGCUUCAACAAGUUCACAUGGCUAUCGAGCUGAAUAAUAACACCUUUAACAGACAACUUCAUCGGUACAGAGAAAAAUACAAAGCAGCGCACGUCGUGGGAAAAUGUAAUUUUUAGCUCGGAACAACUGCAUUAUUUAGGUACGUCUAAAGGCGAAAUGCAACUCUGUCUAAUUGCUCAAGCUAAUAUGGUUGACGUACGAAUAUUCAGCUACUGAAAUUUGUUUCGGUGGUCAACUCACCCUAAAAGUUAAAAUGUUACUCGUUCUGCACCAAAAGUCUUUAAUGUUUCCAAUUCAUCAACGAAUUCUAUGACGUAUUUCUUUAAGAAUUCAUGAUAUUAAAGAAUAAAAAAAAAUUGAAAUAUGUUUUGCUAUAGCUGCCGAGUUAAAAAUUGUUAAAGAGUUUAUUUCAGAGCCAAUUAAUCUUUUAAAAGUUCAGAAUGAAUAGCAAAAAGUUAAGCUUUCUAAAGGCUUGUCAAAACGGAGUCGUAAGUGCAUGGACGUGCGUCACUGUUUGGCCUUAAGACUUACCAACGCAACGAAAAUAUUUCAUUUUUAGUUUUUGUUACUGGAUUAUUCCAAAUACCCCUGGAAAGAAAAACGUGUGUAUCAUGAAGGUGGAUUCGCCGAUAUAAGCACACUAGUUUUAUUUCACAAAACUCAGUUUCUGACGGUAUAGUCAAUAAAUUAGGCUGAAGUUAAACUAUUUUUAAGUGUUGCCAAUUCAUCAAUUCAACGAAGUAAAGUUUAAAAAUAAAGACAUAAACUUGUGUAUUUUUGAAUAUAUUAAGUAUUUUGUCUUCUUUUGGGAGAGGCUGAAAUCGAGACUAUUGCAGCUUAGAGUUUAUUUUAAGAGAAUCAGUUAGAUUUUAUAAGAAAUAUAUUAAACAGUCUACAUUAUGUCCACCAUUAACAUUUGACAGAUCUUAACACGAGAACAACUGUGUAGGCGCGAAUAAACGAAGGAUAAAAACUGUGAACGGAGUGUUUCAUUCAAAGGAAAAUACACUUUCUAACAAUAAAGCUAAUGAAGUGAAUAUAGAUUGUCUACGGCUUACCUGAUUUGAUAACAAUCAUGUAAAUUGCACUGGAAGGAAAGACAGGUGUCUAAAACAAAGAACACAUACACUGCCUUUUAAUCGUUCUGUUUUUCCAUCUGCCCCUUUAUUUUCAAGUCGCCAAGUGAGGCCCCGAUCACACUGCGCUGGAGAAAUUUGAAAACGGAGGUUUCAAUCUGAAAGCGCAUCA